Molecule: messenger RNA, 777 nt
Organism: Penicillium brasilianum
Lineage: Eukaryota; Fungi; Ascomycota; Eurotiomycetes; Eurotiales; Aspergillaceae
Source: the annotation of a GenBank genome assembly
AUGUCGCCUCCAAGCUCCUGGUUCACCGAAGGUUAUAUGCGCCAAGCUAUUCAGGUGGGCAAGGUUAUCAGCCUUUCCCACCCGCAGCCAAGCAAGUGGAGGAUUCUCGAAGUCCUUCGUGAACACGACGACCAGAAGUACGAAACUGCCAAGGAUCCCUCGUACGCCUCUGUCGAACUUUCGUGUAUUGAAGUCGAAGGCCAUCAUCGACGUUCGAUGAUGCGCAUUAUAAUGCAAGUCCCGUAUCUCGGAACGGAGGAGAAGGACUCAGUUACGCGGGCAAAGCAAGCGACGGAGUUUAGGACAGCGGAAUUUCGCGCAUUCUUGACUUUCGCAAAAAAAAAAUCAACAUGCACACCUCGCCUCCUUGGCUAUCGUGAGGAUCAACAGGAUAGCUUGAGUCCUGUUCCCGGCGGCUUUAUCACAUAUUACGCUUGGCAGGCUGUGCCUGGAAUUCGCCUUGGGGAUUACACCGGGAAGGCUCCUCAGUUCUGGACCUUAGAUAAGGAAGAGCGAGAGAAAAUUCGCAUUGCUUUUCGGCAGAUCUACUCGGAAAUUACAUUUAUGGGUAUCUGGCCGGAUUCUGCUGCUGCUGCGAACCUAGUGUGGAAUUCGGAGACUGAAACCCUUACCUGGGUAGGGUUCUGGAACUGUAGGGCCGCCCAGCCAUACCCCUGGGGAGAUUGGCGAUUACCAUCCUUCGACUUCGUCAAAUCACCCGAUGGGUCAUGGACCGAUCCAGAUUGGAAUGGCGAUACUUCUAAAUGGCAAUACUAA